Messenger RNA from Cladophialophora psammophila CBS 110553, 843 nucleotides. RefSeq names its product 1-pyrroline-5-carboxylate dehydrogenase. Gene Ontology annotation, cellular component: mitochondrial matrix. Lineage: Eukaryota; Fungi; Ascomycota; Eurotiomycetes; Chaetothyriales; Herpotrichiellaceae. Gene Ontology annotation, molecular function: L-glutamate gamma-semialdehyde dehydrogenase (NAD+) activity. Bases 1 to 843 code for a protein of 280 amino acids. The transcript is spliced from 2 exons. The record is from RefSeq and is a predicted model, not a curated record.
AUGAUCACCAGAGUGGCCCUUGCGCAUCCAGAGCUCUCAGCUGUCAAUUUCACCGGGUCGUCAGACGUGUUCCGCAGUCUGUAUGGCAGGAUAGCAGACGGCGUGAAGGAAAGAAAAUAUCGUGACUUUCCACGACUGGUUGCGGAGACAUCGGGAAAGAAUUUCCAUUUGAUUCAUUCUUCGGCCGAUAUCAGCAAUGCUGUCAAACAUACGAUCCGUGCCUCCUUCGAGUACGCAGGGCAAAAGUGCUCGGCUUGCUCGCGAAUCUAUAUCCCGGAAAUGGGACCACCCGAGGAUUUCGAAAGCUUUACCGGCCCUGUCAUACACCAAGCAGCCUUUGAGAAACUCACCAGAGUAAUUAAUGCUGCCAACACAGACAGUCGGCUGGAGCUUGUCGCCGGGGGCAAGUAUGGCGGCGGCAAGGUAUUUUUCAUUGAACCCACCGUUUACACUGCAAAGGCGUUGGAUCAUCCUCUCUUCGGCCAAGAGCUCUUUGGUCCCAUCCUGGUUGUCCACAUCUAUCGCGACGCGGACUUUGACUCACUCUUGGCCAAGAUUGACCAACAAGGAGGCGGGUUUGCGCUGACUGGAUCCAUCUUUGCAACAGAUCCAGCGGCGAUUCGGUCGGCCGAGGACAGGCUUCGUUAUGCUGCUGGGAACUUUUACAUCAAUUGCAAGACAACUGGGGCCGUCAUUGGUCAACAGUCUUUCGGAGGAGCACGAGGUAGCGGCGCCAAUGACAAGGCUGGGAGUGCAAACAUAUUGAUGAGCUUCACGGCUCCACGGACCCUGAAGGAGGAGUACCAUAGCCUAGACACUGUACUCUACCCAAGCAACUGUUGA